Molecule: messenger RNA, 1303 nt
Organism: Pocillopora verrucosa
Lineage: Eukaryota; Metazoa; Cnidaria; Anthozoa; Scleractinia; Pocilloporidae
Product: acetyl-CoA acetyltransferase, cytosolic
Biological process (GO): fatty acid beta-oxidation
Cellular component (GO): mitochondrion
Molecular function (GO): acetyl-CoA C-acetyltransferase activity
Source: RefSeq, a predicted model, not a curated record
UUCACGUGUCACUUGGUCACUUUCCUCGACUUUCGGAAAUGGCGGCUAGUUUGGGAUACAAUGAUUCGGAUGUUGUAAUUGUUGCAGCCGGAAGAACGCCAAUAGGAAACUUAAAUGGUUGUAUUAGCUCUCUUAAAGCGCAUGAACUUGGCGCCUUGGUCAUUCGAGAAGUUUUGGCGCACGUUAAGAUCUCCCCAGCCGACGUGGCUGAGGUGAUUAUGGGACAGGUUUGCACUGCUGGGCAAGGCCAAGGUCCAGCACGACAAGCAGCAAUGAAUGCUGGUAUCCCAUCAUCUGUUCCAGCAUAUGGUGUGAACAUGUUGUGUGGAUCUGGUUUAAAGGCUGUUGCUUUGGGAUACCAAGCUGUUAUAACUGACAAGUCAGCUGUUGUUGUUGCUGGGGGUCAGGAAAGUAUGAGCCAGGCCCCUCAUUGUUGUAACAUAAGGUCACCAAUGAAGAUGGGUGACACUAAACUUGUGGAUACUAUGAUGCUUGAUGGACUUAUUGAUGCUUUUCAUGGCUACCACAUGGGAGUAACAGCUGAAAAUGUUGCAAAACAGUGGCAAGUUACAAGAAAUGAACAAGAUCAGUUUGCAGUUGUUUCUCAAAACCGAGCUGAGAGUGCUCAAAAUGAAGGGCAUUUUAAAGAAGAGAUUAUUAACGUUACUGUGAAAACAAGAAAAGGGACAGUCGAUGUUACAGAGGAUGAGUUUCCACGUCAUGGCACUUCUAUGGAAGGUCUUUCUCGUCUCAAACCAUGUUUUCUUCAAGACGGGACUGGUUCAGUUACAGCUGGAAAUUCCUCUGGCAUCAAUGAUGGUUCUGCUGCAGUUGUGCUAAUGUCAUAUGCCGAGGCUGCUAGGAGAGGUGUGGUCCCUUUAGCUCGUAUAGUUUCAUGGGGUCAGGCUGGUGUUGAACCUGCAGUGAUGGGCACAGGACCAAUUCCAGCAACAAGAAAAGCUGUUCAAAAGGCAGGAUGGAAACUUGAAGAUGUUGACUUGUUUGAGCUGAAUGAAGCAUUUGCAGCACAGUCUUGUGCUGUUGUGAAAGAUUUAGGGCUCAAUUCAAAAAAGGUAAAUAUCAGCGGAGGUGCUAUAGCUCUUGGCCAUCCAAUAGGUGCAUCAGGAUGUAGAAUUCUUGUGACAUUGUUACAUGGCUUAAAAAGAACAGGAGCAAGAAGAGGCGUGGCUGCCUUGUGUAUUGGUGGCGGGAUGGGAAUUGCUAUGUGCGUGGAAAGGUUAUGACAGUCUCAAUGAAAGGAAUGAAUGAUUGUUUGGAAAGAAUAAUUUGUACAAAGUUGCAU